CGGGGCGUUGUAGUAUGAUGCAGGAUCUCAACAAUGGAGAGCUUCAAAAAAGAUCUCAAGAGAAAGGAAUUAAUUCCGAUAAAAAUUCUUAUGUUUCUGAUAUAUGGAGGUCAAGCUACACUUUACCCGUAUUUCACAGUUCACUUAAAAUCUCUUGGUGUCAGCAUCAAGCACACAGCCAUAAUUUUUGCAGUGCAGCCCAUUAUAGCUUUAUUAGUAGCGCCGAUGGUUGGAAUGCUUGCAGAUAAAAUUGGGAAUUUCAAACUGAUUUUUAGCUUUUUCUUAACAUUUUCAGCAAUAACUUCUAAUAUGCUUUUGUUUGUUCCGGCUGUCCCUGCCCAAGAGAAGUUAUUAUAUUUAAGUUUAUCUUGCAAGUCUAACGCAGAGGCUGAGUUUCGAUUCUUGACAGAUAAAUCUUGCAGUAUAAUACAAGAAGAAAGAAAUUCCUACCUAAAUAUGACUCUAGAAUUUCAUUGUGAACAAAACUAUCUUAGUAAUACAGAAAAAGGCCAACCUUCUUUUUAUCUGCAAAAUGAAGAAAAGUGCCAGAAUCACUGUAGCAAUAGUAGCAUUGAUGGCUGCACUAUUGUUGAAGAAGACUCUGCAUUUUAUUUUUUUCUAAAUGCAUCAUAUUUAUUUAACACAGAGGAUCAAGAGAGUCAGAUAACACAGAGGUCAGAGAACAUAAGUCAAAGAUUACUCAAUUCAGAUGCUUAUUUUAUAAGCUACGAAAAUAAGACUUACGAUGCUUUGACAUGUUCUUGUUUCUCAUCCCAAAGAAAUGGAACGUUAUGCACAUUUGUAAGUAAAGAGCCAGUGGAAAACUGUCUUACAGAGGAAUAUGAAGAAUUUGGAAUUACCUUCUGGACAUAUCUCAGCAUUCGUCUCAUCGUAACACUUGGAAUCGGACUCGUUAAUGGUCUCUUCGAUGCUGCAUCUAUGGCAAUAAUUCAAAAGUUAAAAGCUGAUGUUGGUUUCCAGAGGUUUUGGUCUACUGUGGCUAUGUGUUUAAUGGCUCCAAUAAGUGGCUACUUUGUUGACGAAUAUGACACUUUCAAACCAUGUUUUUUCAUGUACGGAGCUUUGUAUUUAAUAGCUGCUUUUACAUCUCUAAAAUUAGAUCUUAGUAUGAAAUUGCCUUCAGAAAAUCCUCUCAGGAAUCUAGCAUUAUUAAUUCGUAACCCUGAAGUUAUUUUGUUACUUAUGCAGAUAGCAGUGCUUGGUAUCUGCUGGGGAUUUUUAGAAAACUUUCUGUUUUGGUUUCUUGAAAGUGAACUCGAAGCAAAUAACCUUAUUAUGGGACUUACUGUUACAGUUGGUAGCGGCACUGGAUUAUUCAUGGCUCUAGUUGCAACAUGGUUUACAAAAAAGCUCGGGUACGUUAAUGUUAUAAUCGUCGCUUUUAUUGCCUAUACAGUAAGAUUCUUCGGUUAUGCACUAGCUAUGGAUGCCUACACCUGUCUCAUCUUCGAGAUGAUGGAAAACUUUACCGUUACUCUGUUGACAGUUGGUGUAACUCUUUAUUGUACUGAGCUGGCAUCCCUUGAAAUGCUCACUACAAUUAUGACCCUCUGGAAUGGAUUACACAUAAUAUCAGAAUGACUUAUCAAGAAAUUGUUAUAUCGAAUGAAGAAUAUGAGUUAAUAUUCAAGAAGGAAUUAUUUUUUGUUCUAAGAUAACAUCUUUAUAUUGUCUGAAGUAUGUAUUGUAACACAG
Messenger RNA from Stegodyphus dumicola, 1716 nucleotides. RefSeq lists its product as uncharacterized. Gene Ontology annotation, cellular component: membrane. Lineage: Eukaryota; Metazoa; Arthropoda; Arachnida; Araneae; Eresidae. The record is from RefSeq and is a predicted model, not a curated record.